Messenger RNA from Rhododendron vialii, 718 nucleotides. RefSeq names its product MICOS complex subunit MIC10-like. The record is from RefSeq and is a predicted model, not a curated record. Gene Ontology annotation, cellular component: MICOS complex; mitochondrial inner membrane; mitochondrion. Lineage: Eukaryota; Viridiplantae; Streptophyta; Magnoliopsida; Ericales; Ericaceae. The coding region runs from base 104 to 376 and encodes 90 amino acids. The transcript is spliced from 3 exons.
AAAGGUGGCAAAGACCCGCGCCCCAAGAAACCUAAACCAGAGUCCUAUAAAAAUGGAGGGAGAUACAGAAUCCUCACAAUAUUUGAAGUGAUAGAAAGACCAAAUGGCGGAAAAGAACUCCCCUGCUCUGCCGCAAGAUACCAACGCAGAAUGGGACGCCCGUAUCGGUUUGGCUUUCCGCCGGUUCGUUUACCCCUCCGUGGCCGGUGCCUGCGGUAGCUUUUUCUUUAAGAGUCCUGCGGGACGCUGGGCCUCAUUGGCUUUUGGUGCUGGAGUGGGUGUUGGAUCUGCAUACGCAGAAUGCUAUGGAUCUUCAGCAAAAUUUGCUAACCCUAAGAGUUCAGAUAUUCCUGCUUCUCCAAAUGGAGAGGACUGAGAUGAGGAAGUUAUUUUUUGAAAAAUCUCGAUCAGAACCGCAAAAAAAAUUGAGGCUACUUAAAUUAACUUUCUCAUCACUUUGAAAAAUGAGAUGAGAAAGUAAUUUAAGUAGCCUCAAUUUUUACGUGGUUGUGAUCGAGAUUUUUCAUAAAUUCUUGUUGGGUGUUGUUGUUUCCUUUUGGCUGUUGUUGUUGGCCAAUAUUCUUCUAGAUGGGGUUAACAUUUAACCCAGUUAUGAACUGGAAGUUUUUUAUGAACCAAAUAGGCUUUUGCCUUGUUAACUCUAAUGAGAAAAUUAUGAAUAAAGGUUGCUUUUGUUGUAGCAUUGGGCUAGAUAUGA